This is a messenger RNA of Wyeomyia smithii (pitcher-plant mosquito), 2730 nucleotides long. RefSeq names its product septin-4 (gene Septin4). Gene Ontology annotation, molecular function: GTPase activity; molecular adaptor activity; GTP binding. Gene Ontology annotation, cellular component: septin complex; microtubule cytoskeleton; synaptic vesicle. NCBI's taxonomy places the organism in Eukaryota, Metazoa, Arthropoda, Insecta, Diptera, Culicidae. Gene Ontology annotation, biological process: cytoskeleton-dependent cytokinesis; regulation of exocytosis. The record is from RefSeq and is a predicted model, not a curated record. The transcript has 6 exons. Bases 580 to 1671 code for a protein of 363 amino acids.
GUGUUGGAUUAGUUGCGUUUCUCUCAUCGGUUCGCGCACACACGCCUUUCCCGUACGACGUCGCAAGGCAGUGUUGUGAUCUUUUAUUGUUACCACCGUUGUCGAAAGUCACGCGCGAGAGUGUUAGUUUACAAUAAUUGUCAGCCGCGGUCGUCACGCUGUACGGCAAAAUAGUUUAACAGGUUAAUCAUACUGAACCCGAUUUCGUCGGAAAACCGUCGACUGUUAUCGGGGAACAGUAAUUAGUGUUCGGGGCAACGAAAAAGUGUGAACGUGUGAACAUAUUGACCAGGUGCUCGCUGGUGGCAGCAGCAAGUGUUGAAAAUGUCUUGAAAGUGACCAAGCAGCAUCCAGAUGCAAACGAAAAGGUGAAACCAGAAGAAAAAGCAGUGUGUUACUGAAGGGGCGCAGCGGAAGUGUGGCGCGAGGAAAACCAGGGCGACGUCCUGUCUAUCCAGCAAAUCGAAGCAUCAGGAGGGAGGAAUAUUUUCCACUGCCAGCCAGCCAACUGGCCUGUAUUGGGAUAGGCACACUACAACAACACGGGAACGGGAAAAACGCGCUAGCGAAAACCCAAAUAUGGCUGCCGAACGCGACUACAUCGGCUUUGCCACCCUUGCCGAGCAGGUGCACCGGAAGUCGGUCAAACGAGGCUUCGAGUUCACGCUGAUGGUGUGCGGAGAAAGUGGUCUCGGCAAAUCCACGCUCAUCAACAGUCUCUUCCUGACGGACCUGUACCAACACCGGACCGUUCCCUCGGUAGAAGAGCGGAUAGAAAAAACUACCAAAAUCGACAAGAAAACGCUAGACAUCGAGGAGAAAGGUGUGAAGCUAAGACUGACGAUUGUGGACACGCCCGGCUUUGGUGACUCGAUCAACUGUGAGGACAGCUGGCGGGUUUGCACGCAGUACAUCGACGAACAAUUCCGGCAGUUCUUCACCGACGAGAGCGGUCUAAACCGGCGGAACAUUCAGGACAAUCGUGUUCAUUGUAUGCUGUACUUUCUGCCACCGUGGGGUCAUGGUCUCCGACAAAUGGACAUCGAUUUGAUGCGACGGCUACACAAGAAAGUUAACAUCGUAGUGGUCAUCGGUAAGGCUGACACCCUCACAACGACCGAAGUGCAAAAGUUGAAAACCCGCAUCCUCGAGGACAUCGAAACCAACGGCAUUCAAAUUUACCAAUUCCCUGACUGUGAUUCCGAUGAGGACGAAGAGUUCAAGCAGCAGGAUCGGGAGCUGAAAGCUAGCAUACCGUUUGCGGUGGUCGGAAGUAACGUGGUGCUGGAGGUUGCCGGCAAGAAAAUCCGAGGCCGUCAGUAUCCCUGGGGAGUGGUGGAUGCCGAAAAUCCGCAGCACAGUGAUCUCAUUAAGCUCCGGACGAUGCUGAUUUCGACGCAUAUGCAGGACCUGAAGGACACUACCCGUGACGUGCAUUACGAGAACUUCCGAGCGCAGUGCAUCUCGCAAAUCUCGCAACACGCCUUGCGCGAGCGCAACAAGCUGAAGCGGGAAUCGAUCGCUUCCAGUAAUGAGGCUACCAGUUUUAACGAAACCGAUCGGUUACUGCAGCAAAAAGAAGAGGAGAUCCGAAGAAUGCAGGACAUGCUAGCACAGAUGCAGGAGAAGCUAAAGUCGACCCAGAUGAGCGACGCCGUUAUUGAUGUUUGAAUGCAAAAAAAAUUGUAUACAGUCGUAGGCAGUCAACACCCAUCAAAUACAUUAGUAAAUCACGCGCAAUGUUUUUAGGUGGGAAUUUUCGUUAUACAUUAAGGCACCUCAUAAUCAACCGUACCCUAGCGUAAACCUUACAGAAUCCUCCGCAUCCGCACAUCAAUAUCCUUUCAUUGGCUAUAUAGGAACCGAGUGCAAGUGUCACGUCAUAUGUCCCCAUAAUGUAAUACGGCAAUCUCCGCGAAACCGGUUUAAGCUGGUCAUCUUUCUACUCCAAUAAAUAGGUAAUUUAUCCCCUUAUAACAUAACAUGUAACUUGAUGUCUAGGAAGUUAUAAAAUCGAGUAAAUCGGAAUAGCCAUUAGAAAGCUAUUUAUACACGGUAGGCUACAGUAACGCAGUAAAUUGCUGAAAAGACCAAAGAGCACAUGAACCAAUAAUUCAAAAUAGGAGAACCAUCAGACUAACCAGAAGAGAUCCUAGCAAAACGUGCAAUACAGUGAACAAUUAUACAUGGACACACAACACACACACACACAAACAUGAAAAUCUCGCCGCGACCAUUAAAAGGUAAAGGAGCGCUUUCGUUGGAACUAUUUUACCAAUUCUACCGUGUGGGAAGUUGUUUUAAACUAUCACUUUAAUUGUUAUUUUUCGAAACAUCACACUAUAUUUGUUAGUGGAAGCGCAGAAGCUAUAUUUAUAAUUGUUUGCUUUGAAAGUGUUUAUUUUGGCGCCACCCUUCGCAGUGGCAUUUGUACAAGAACUUAUUUAUAUUGAGAAAAAAAAACCGAUAUGAAUUACGUUGUCGAUCGUCUGAUUGAAACUAUUUAUUUAUACACGCUGUAACUACCAACUAAACCAUACACUAAAUAUUUGAUAGUUCGUACAUUCUGGUGGUAGUGUUUCGGUUCCGCAUUACAUACGCUACGUUGUAUAAGUUAUGUCGUGUCUCGUCACGGGAAGAAGAUGUACCAACAGAAGAACACAACCAAUCACAGAGCAACCAUUACAAGUAUUGGUAGGAUUUAGAUAUUUCAAUAAAAGGUAGAAAACA